AUGCACAACUGCCGGACCCGCUGCGCAGAGGUGGGCAUCGAGGCGGCGCCCGUCCAGCUGCUUCUUUUCGGCACCAUGGUGGACUCGGUGCUGUCCCAUGGUGCUGAGGUGUGGGGCGUGCAGCUGGCGGCCAAAGCGGCGUGCUGCCAUCGUGGCAGUGCCGGCAGCGCGGCCGAGAAGCUGCAACUCAGCUACCUACGCCACCUGCUGGGGGUCCGGCAGAGCACCCCCAAUGCGGCCCUCCUUGCGGAGACUGGCGAGCGCCCGCUGUGGCAGCGCUGGCUGCGGCGGGCAGCCAAACUCUGGAACAAGACGCUGGAGGAGCGUCCCGGCAGCCUGUUGCAGCAAGCGUUGUUGUCCAGCGUGCAGCUGGCCGCGGCUAAGAAAGGCCUUCUUUGA
Messenger RNA from Chlorella variabilis, 399 nucleotides. RefSeq lists its product as hypothetical. The record is from RefSeq and is a predicted model, not a curated record. Lineage: Eukaryota; Viridiplantae; Chlorophyta; Trebouxiophyceae; Chlorellales; Chlorellaceae. The coding region runs from base 1 to 399 and encodes 132 amino acids. The transcript has a single exon.